UCCUCCUCAUUGUUCGGCUGCUCCUGUUGUCUCCAGCCUCGAGCGACUGAUAAUCCCAUUGCCUUCGGUUCUAAGAGUCGCCCAGUGACCCGGCCUGGAGGAAGGGUGUGGUGUGCAUUACAGCUCUCUACCCGUUCCCAGGAGCAGAAGAGAAUGGACAUAUCCCAGGGGUCGUUGUUGUUUGAGGACGUGUCUGUGACCUUUACCCAAAAGGAGUGGCAGCUGCUGGAUUCCAGUCAGAGGCGCCUGUACAGGGACAUGAUGCUGGAGAACUACAGACACCUGGAAUCACUGGGUCUGUGUGUCACAAAGCCUGAACUGAUAUGCAGGUUGGAGCGAGGAGAAGAACCAUGGAUACCAAAGAGUGAGCUCCCAAGUCACAGUCACUGGGACACUCAGAGAGCCAGUAACAUUAAAGAAAGUCAAGAAAAUGAAGAUAAAUAUUUGAGACAAGUUUUAUUCAUCAGGAACAGAACACUGAUGAAGGACAGAAGUAAGACUUUAGGAGAAAUGUCUAACUUGGCCACAGAUCCAGUGCCCUCAAGAACAAGAUCCUAUAAAUGUGACUCAUUUGGAACAAGCUUAAAGAGUGUUUCAGAAUUAGUUAUUAGCAAUAGAAACCAUGUGAGGAAAACAUUGGAUGAUUCCAAAGGAUGUGAGUCUCUUGACACUAAACAUGAGAACACUCACACAAGGAGUAAAGCAUGUAAAAAUGACCAAAAGAAGAAAUCCCAUCAUCCUAGUGAAGACUUUACUCACUAUCAAAAUAAUUCAUCUUUGGGACAAUUUCUUGGCUAUAAUAAUUGUGGGAGGGCAUUUCCCAGAAAGACAGUCUUUGUUACACAUGAGAGAGCUCACACAAGAGAGAAACCCCCAGAGGGCAAUGAAUAUUCACGAGCCUUCACCAGAAAGUUAAAGCUCACUUCUUACCCAAGAACCCUUAGGGAAAGGAAGCCCCAGGAAUCCAGUAAAAAUGGGAAACCCUCAUGGAUGAAGUCAAAGCAAGCUCAUGAAAAUGUCCAUGUAAGAGACAAGCACUAUGAAGAUAAUACAUUUGGGAAAUCCUUGAGCAAGAAAUCAAAUCUUACCCAACAUCAGAGAAUUUGCUCAGGAGAAAAGCCCGGUAAGUACAGUAAAAAUGGCAGAUCCUUAAAGAAGUUGUACCACACUGAGACUGAGAGAACUCAUGCAGGAGAGAAGAUAUAUGUCUAUAAAAGACCGAGGAAAUCUCUUCGUGAAAAGUCAUGCCUUACUCAGCAUCAAAGAACGUUCACAACAGAAGGACCUAGCAAAGAUGCUAAUGGGGAAAAAGCCUUAAAGAAGAAAUCUCACCUCACUCUAAGUAAGGGAAUGAACACAAGAGAGAAAAAGUGUCAGAGUAAUAAAUGUGAGGAAUCUUUUCCCAAGAAGUCAAAACGUAGUCAGCAAGAGAGCACUAGCUCAGGGAAAAAUUGUGAUGAGGGUGAGGAACGUGAGAAGGCCUUAAGUAAGAAGUCACGCUUCAGUGAAAACCAGAGCACCCCCAAAGAAGGGAAAACCUAUGACUGCAGCAAGUGUGGAAAAUGCUUCUGUAAGAAAACAGAUCUGACCCAGCACCAGAGCACACACACAGGGAAGAAGCGUUAUGAGUGCAGUGAGUGUGAGAAAUCCUUCUUUGUGAAGUCCAACCUCACAGAACAUCAGAGAACUCACACGGGAGAGAAGCCGUACGAAUGUAAUGAAUGUGGGAAGUCUUUCUGCCAGAAAUCAGCCCUCACAGUACACCAGAGAACUCACACAGGAGAGAAACCAUAUAAAUGCAGCGAAUGUGGGAAAACCUUCUGUGUAAAAUCAAACCUUACUCAACAUCAAAGGACCCACACAGGAGAGAAACCCUAUAAAUGUAGCGAAUGCUGGAGGUCUUUCUGUGUGAAAUCCAACCUUGUGGUGCAUCAGAGGACUCAUACAGGGGAAAAACCCUACAAAUGUCCUGAGUGUGGGAAAACCUUCUAUGAAAAGUCAGCCCUCACCAAACAUCAGCGAAUUCACACAGGGGAAAAACCCUAUGAGUGUAAUGAAUGUAAGAAAACCUUCAGCCAGAGGUCGGCCCUCACCAAACAUCAGCGGAAAACUCACAAGAAGAAGACUGCCAUCAACACUGCCCACAUGCAGAAUCCUGUAUCAACAAGCCAAACUCAGUGAACACCAGCAAUCAGAGGGCAGAAACCUAACCUAUCAGCACAAGUAGCAAAGUCUUCAUAAAGGUUUUAACUAAUAGGAGUUAGAGAAUUAAUAAAGGAAUGAAAGUAUGGAAUGCUUCAAACCUGUGAAUGCUUUCAACAGGUUUUUGAAGUUGUUGAGGGAAAUAUAUAAAUUUGAAAAUAUGAAUUAAAAUGUUCUUGGGGAAAUACUGUUUAACUAGAAGUCAUUUCAGAUGUGAUAUCAAACAUGACAGAAAAGAAAAGCAAAAAUGUCUUUCUAGAAAUUGAAACAUGGGGGGCUGGAGGUUUAGCUCAGCAGCAUAAGCACCUGCCUUGCAAGCAGGCAGUCGUGAGUUCGAUCCCCGGUACCGAUAAAAAGGAAAAAGACAAAAAAAAAAAAAAAAAAGAAA
Molecule: messenger RNA, 2590 nt
Organism: Cavia porcellus (domestic guinea pig)
Lineage: Eukaryota; Metazoa; Chordata; Mammalia; Rodentia; Caviidae
Gene: Znf334
Product: zinc finger protein 334
Exons: 5
Coding region: 154-2181 (675 amino acids)
Biological process (GO): regulation of transcription by RNA polymerase II
Molecular function (GO): RNA polymerase II cis-regulatory region sequence-specific DNA binding; DNA-binding transcription factor activity, RNA polymerase II-specific
Source: RefSeq, a predicted model, not a curated record